Molecule: messenger RNA, 3299 nt
Organism: Lutra lutra (Eurasian river otter)
Lineage: Eukaryota; Metazoa; Chordata; Mammalia; Carnivora; Mustelidae
Gene: IL12RB2
Product: interleukin 12 receptor subunit beta 2
Exons: 16
Coding region: 372-2960 (862 amino acids)
Biological process (GO): cytokine-mediated signaling pathway
Cellular component (GO): external side of plasma membrane; membrane; signaling receptor complex
Molecular function (GO): cytokine receptor activity; cytokine binding
Source: RefSeq, a predicted model, not a curated record
CUUGCUCAAGGCGGCGCUGGGAGCCCACCGGUGGCAGGACCCGGCUCCGGCCCCGGACGGCUGGGAGCGCGGCGUGGAAACCGCAGGAGCCGGCGGGGCCCAGCGUCCGGCCGCUAAAACUUGCGACCGCGUUCCUCGCUCGCCACCACAUCCGCAAGCCCUAGCGCCGCCGCGCCCACCCUCGGGGUCUACCAGCCGCGCGCCGCGGACUAGGCGGCCCGAGGGCGCGCGCUGGCGGCGGGAAGCUCGCAGCGCCGGGGGCUCGCGCGACACGUGCGCGGGGAGCGCCGGGAGCGCGCCGGCCUGAGCCGCCGCCAGCACAUCCGCGACGCGCGGAAAAUUACAGAGGUGUAUUCCAGAGUUGACUGUUCAUGGCACAUACAGUUGGAGGUUGCUCACUGGCACUUAUUUUUAUCAUUGUGUUGUUGUUGGUUAAAGCAAAUAUAGAUGCGUGCAAGAGAGGAGAUGUGACUGUGGAGCCUUCCCGUGUAAUUUCACUUGGAUCAGCUGUCAAUAUUUCAUGCUCUUUGAAGCCCGAACAAGGCUGCUCACAAUAUCCCAGUUUUAACAAGUUAAUCCUCUACAGGUUCAAAAGAAGAAUCAAUUUUCUGCAUGGUCACUUCCUCAGUUCUCAAGUCACAGGUCUUCCUCUGGGCACAACAGUGUUUUUCUGCAGACUGGCCUGUAGCAAAAACAAGGAAUUACAAAUAUGUGGGGCAGAGAUCUUGGUUGGUGUUGUUCCAGAACAGCCUCAAAACUUAUCUUGUAUACAGAAGGGUGAACGUGGGACUGUGACCUGCACCUGGGACAGAGGACGAGACACCCAUCUAUAUACUGCGUAUACUUUACAGUUAAGUGGACCAAAAAAUUUAACUUGGCAGAAGCAAUGUAAUGGUCAUUAUUGUGACCAUUUGGACCUUGGAGUCAGUCUAACCCCUGAAAUGCCUGAAUCCAGCUACAUAGCCAAGGUUACUGCUAACAAUAGCCUUGGAAGUGCUUCAUCAUUUCCAUCCACAUUUACAUUCUUGGACAUAGUGAGACCUCUUCCCCCGUGGGACAUCAGAAUCAAAUGUGUAAACGCUUCUGUGAGCAGAUGUAUCCUUCGGUGGAGCGAUGAGGGGCUGGUGCUGCUUAACCGACUCAGAUACCGGCCCAACAGCAGUGGGCCCUGGGAAAUGGUCAGUACUACAAAUGCCAAAGGAAGACAUGAUUUGCUGGAUCUGAAGCCAUUCACAGAGUAUGAAUUUCAGAUUUCCUCUAAGCUACAUCUACAUAAAGGUAGUUGGAGUGAUUGGAGUGAAUCGUUGAGAACACAAACACCAGAAGAAGAGCCUACAGGGACAUUGGAUGUCUGGUACAUGAAACAGUACAUUGACUACAGUAGACAACAGAUUUCUCUUUUCUGGAAGAAUAUGACUGUAUCUGAGGCACAAGGAAAAAUUCUCCACUAUCGCGUGACCUUGCAGGAGGUGGCCGGGGGGAUAGUCACACUACAGAACAUCACAGAACACACCUCCUGGACGUGGGUCAUUCCCAGAACUGGAUAUUGGGUUGUGACUGUGUCUGCAGCUAACUCAAAAGGCAGUUCCCUGCCCACUCGUAUUAACAUAACGGACCUGUGUGGGACAGGGUUGCUGGCUCCUCGCCAGGUCUCUGCAAAUUCAAAGGGUGUGGACAACAUUAUGGUGACGUGGGAGCCUCCUGGGAAAGCUGCACCUGAUGUCCAGGAGUAUGUGGUGGAAUGGAGGGAGCUCCAUCCCAGGGGUGGCACACAGCCCCCUCUAAACUGGCUGCGGUGUACCCCACUCAACGUGUCGACUCUGAUUUCAGAGAACAUAAAACCCUACAGCUGUUAUGAAAUCAGCGUGUGUGCGAUAUCCAGGGACCAGAGAGGGUGCAGCUCCAUCCGGGGUAACUCGAAGCACAAACCACCACGGAGUGGCCCCCACAUUAAUGCCAUCUCAGAGGAAAAGGGGAGUAUGGUAAUUUCAUGGAACAAAAUUCCAGCCCAGGAGCAAAUGGGCUGCCUCCUCCAUUACAGGAUAUACUGGAAGGAACAGGACUCCAAUUCCCAGCCUCAAGUGUGCGAAAUUCCCUACAGGGUAUCCCUAAAUUCACAUUCAAUAGACAAUCUGCAGCCCAGAGUGACAUAUGUCCUGUGGAUGACAGCUCUGACAGCUGCUGGGGAAAGCCCCCCAGGAAACGAGAGGGAGUUUUGUCUGCAAGGUAAAGCCAGUUGGAGUGUGUUUGUGGCACCAAGCAUUUGUGUUGCUGUCGUCAUAGUGGGCAUUUUCUCAAUGCGUUACUUCCGGCAAAAGGUAUUUGUUCUCCUUUUGGCCCUCAGACCUCAGUGGUGUAGUAAAGAAAUUCCAGACCCAAUGAACAGCACCUGGGCCAAGAAAUACCCCAUCGUAGAGGAGAAGCAGCAGCUGCCCUUGGACAGGCUCCUGACAGACUGGCCCAAUCCUGAAGAACCUGAGACCCUGGUCAUCACUGAAGUCCUUCAUCAAGUAACCCCACUCUUCAGACAUCCCUAUCACCCCAACUGGCCAGUCAAGGGGCAAGGAGUCCAAGGUCACUAUACCUCUGAGGAAGACACACAGUACAGUGCUUCAAGCCUACCACCUUCAAAAGCUCUCAUAGCAGAGACAGGACAACUAGUGGAUCUGUACAAGAUGCUGGGGAGCAGGGGCCCUGACUCAAAGCCAGGACACCUAGCGAGCCCUUUGACAGUUCUCCCAGUAGACUACCUUCCCACCCAUGAGGGCUACUUACCCUCCAACGUAGAGUAUCUCCCUUCACAUGAGGUUACUAUAACUGACCCUAUGGAAGAACUAGAGCCUCAACACAUCUCUCUUUCCAUUUUCCCUUCAAGUUCCCUUCACCCACUCACCUUCUCUUGUGACAAGAAGCUGACUCUGGAUCGGUUAAAGAUGGGAUGCAACUCCCUCAUGCUGUAAGUGGUGAAGUUUGGACAGUCAAUGUGUCCCUAACCCUGAAUGUGUCCCACCUCCCCAGCCUUCUACUCCAGUGGCCACACCUCUAGGGUGCUACCAUCAGGUUUGCAACUAGAGGGCAGACAAACAGCUCAGGAUCAAUCUUGGGAACUGAGAAUUGGCCUUAACCCAGAUACCUCAUCUUGCCUUCUCUAGAGAGCCUUGGGAUUGUGGGUAAUCCUUGAACAAUGUGAGGGUUAGGGGCACAAGCUUAAACCAGCAUAUUUUUUGACUCCCCAGAAAGAUAACUGUUGGCCUGAUGACCACUCUUAUUGAUGUAUUAUAUACUGUAUUCUACAAUAA